This is a messenger RNA of Ochotona princeps (American pika), 2399 nucleotides long. RefSeq names its product nucleolar protein 10 (gene NOL10). Gene Ontology annotation, cellular component: 90S preribosome; nucleus; small-subunit processome. Gene Ontology annotation, molecular function: protein binding. The transcript has 21 exons. The record is from RefSeq and is a predicted model, not a curated record. Gene Ontology annotation, biological process: maturation of SSU-rRNA from tricistronic rRNA transcript (SSU-rRNA, 5.8S rRNA, LSU-rRNA). The coding region runs from base 102 to 2168 and encodes 688 amino acids. Lineage: Eukaryota; Metazoa; Chordata; Mammalia; Lagomorpha; Ochotonidae.
CCGCACGCCGUGCUGCCGGGCGUCUGGGAUUCGGGUAUUGCGGCGUGUAGGUGCGUGGGGACCCGGCACCCCGGCUGCGAUCGCUGUCUGUCGCCGAAGCCAUGCAGGUUUCCAGCCUUAACGAGGUCAAGAUUUACAGCCUGAGUUGCGGCAAGUCUCUGCCGGAGUGGCUUUCCGACAGGAAGAAGAGAGCGCUGCAGAAGAAGGAUGUUGAUGUCCGUAGGAGAAUCGAACUUAUUCAGGAUUUUGAAAUGCCUACUGUGUGUACCACUAUUAAGGUGUCAAAAGAUGGACAGUAUAUUUUAGCAACGGGAACAUACAAACCUCGGGUUCGAUGCUAUGACACCUACCAGUUAUCCUUGAAGUUUGAAAGGUGUUUGGACUCAGAGGUUGUCACCUUUGAGAUUUUGUCUGAUGACUAUUCAAAGAUUGUCUUCUUACACAAUGAUAGAUACAUUGAGUUCCACUCACAGUCAGGUUUUUACUACAAAACCAGAAUACCCAAGUUCGGGAGGGAUUUCUCCUACCACUACCCGUCAUGCGACCUGUACUUUGUGGGCGCGAGCUCUGAAGUUUAUAGAUUGAAUUUAGAGCAAGGCCGGUACUUGAAUCCACUGCAAACAGACGCUGCGGAGAAUAACGUUUGCGACAUAAACACUGUGCAUGGCCUGUUUGCCACAGGAACCAUUGAGGGCCGAGUGGAGUGCUGGGACCCCAGGACGCGAAGGAGAGUGGGUGUGUUGGACUGCGCGCUCAGCAGCGUCACGGCGGACUCCGAGGUAAGCACUUUGCCAACCAUCUCUGCUUUGAAAUUUCACGGGGCAUUGAAUAUGGCCGUUGGAACAUCCACGGGGCAGGUUCUGUUGUAUGACCUUCGGUCUGACAAGCCGUUGCUCGUCAAGGACCACCAGUACGGACUGCCCAUCAAGUCGGUGCACUUCCAGGAGUCAAUGGAUUUGAUUUUGUCUGCCGACUCUCGGAUUAUCAAAAUGUGGAACAAGAAUACAGGGAAAAUAUUUACUUCCUUGGAGCCAGAGCACGACCUCAACGACGUGUGCCUGUAUCCCAGUUCAGGAAUGCUGCUGACUGCCAAUGAAGCCCCCAAGAUGGGCAUCUAUUACAUUCCGGUCCUGGGUCCUGCCCCCCGCUGGUGCUCCUUCUUGGACAACCUGACCGAAGAGUUAGAAGAGAACCCGGAAAGCACCGUGUACGAUGAUUACAAAUUUGUAACCAAGAAAGACCUGGAAAAUUUAGGGCUCACACAUCUCAUCGGAUCACCGUUCCUCCGGGCAUAUAUGCAUGGAUUUUUCAUGGAUAUAAGACUCUAUCACAAGGUAAAAUCGAUGGUAAAUCCAUUUGCUUAUGAAGAAUACAGGAAAGACAGAAUUCGGCAGAAGAUAGAAGAAACGCGUGCACAGAGAGUCCAGUUAAAGAAACUGCCGAAAGUUAACAAAGAGCUGGCACUUAAGUUGAUUGAAGAAGAGGAGGAGAAGCAAAAGUCUACAUGGAAAAAGAAAAUUAAGAGCCUUCCUAAUAUCCUCACUGAUGACCGGUUUAAAGUGAUGUUUGAGAACCCUGACUUCCAAGUAGAUGAGGAGAGCGAAGAAUUCAGGCUUUUGAAUCCACUUGUUUCAAAAAUUAGUGAGAAGAGGAGGAAAAAGCUGAGACUUCUAGAGCAACAAGAACUUCGUGAAAAAGAAGAGGAGGAAGAACUGGAAGGAAAGGCAAGUGAUGCAGAAAGUUCGGAGAGUUCCGAUGAUGAAAAAGCCUGGGUGGACGAGGUCAGGAAGCAGCGCAGACUGCUGCAGCAGGAGGAAAGAGCGAAGCGGCAGGAGCGGCUCAAGGAGGACCAGCAGACAGUCCUGCAGCCCCAGUUUUACGAGAUCAAAGCUGGAGAGGAGUUCCGAAGCUUCAAAGAUUCUGCCACAAAGCAGAAGCUGAUGAAUAAAACCCUUGAAGAUCGUUUGAAACUUGAAGCGAAAAAUGGGACGUUGAGUGUAUCAGACACAACUGUUGGCAGCAAGCAGUUGACAUUCACGUUAAAGAGGUCUGAACAGCAGAAGAAGCAGCAGGAGGCUGAGAAACUGCACCGACAGGAGAGGAAAAAACUCCGGCGGUCAGCUGGCCACCUGAGGUCACGCCACCGGAGAGGCCGGCCCUUCCACUGAGCAGAGAGUGACCUGCGGAAAGCAGGGGAGACUGCGUCCCCCGCCGAGUCAUCGUGUCUCAGGACAGCGGAACCCACACUUAACGCUCCACCUGGCGCUUGUGGGUGAAGGCAGGAUUCGUGACCUGGGUGCCGCAGCUGCCCGUUGCACAGUGCCAGGGCUGCUCAGGGUCCUGUGGUCCCCGUAAACAUGAUGCUUUGCCCGGGCUUACUUAGAAUAGGUGCUGAAGUG